UGCGACAGAUCUAGGACUAUGUUCUAUAUUUCAAGAGCCAACAACAUUUCUUGCUAUGUAAUGUUAUUAAUAACAGUAAGAAGAAGUUUAGUAAUUCAAAAUUAUUCAGAGACGAUAAGGUAAAGUUUUCUUUACAGGAUACAUGGACAUAGAAUCCCUCAUCACCAUGGUUGUGUUGGCUACACUGGCAGGCGGUUACAUAGUUGCAUCUCUCAUUUUGCUAAGAUUUCCACAGAUUCUUCAUCGGAGGAAAAAGCUUUUAUUUCGCCCAGUUCACAUAAGUCACAGAGGAGGCGCUGGUGAAAACUGCGAAAACACAGUUACGGCUUUUAAACAUGCGCUGGCGCAAGGUUCUCAGAUGCUUGAGGUGGAUGUACAUUUGACGCGGGACGGAGAGGUGGUUGUAUCACAUGACGGUCACCUCAAGGGCAAGUUUGGUGUUGACGCCAACAUUGCUGACAUUGAUCUCAUAAAUCUUCCAAAGUACAAAUCUGUGAUGUCGGUAGACUUUAAACCAGGUUUUACCGUGUGUUGUGGUGGGGAUUGCAAUAUACCCACACUUCGUGACGUCUUCACCAAAUUUUCUAGUACACCAAUCAAUAUUGACAUCAAAGUCCACAAUGAAACCCUCAUUCAUAAGGUUCAUGAGUUGAUCAAGGAGUUUCGGAGAGAGGAUCUCAGUGUGUGGGGAGGGAGGGCAAGUGUCACAACCAAAUAUCUCCAUAAACUGGACCCGAGCAUUCCAUUGUUUUUCUCUUUCCAAAAUGUGCUGUCUCUAGUCAUCAUGUUCUACACAGGGUUAUUGCCCUUCGUGCCAAUCAAAGAAUCCACGCUGGAAAUCAUCAUGCCAAGUAUUGCAUUUAAAUCAGGCCGGUUUUCAGCUGAUCUACCAUUGAAAUUCCGAGUGUUGCUCAGGAUAGCUGAUACGUUACUAAUGAGACCAGCCCUGUUCAGACAUUUGGAGAGGAGGGGGAUACAGACUUACCUAUGGGUGCUAAACGAUGAUGAAGAUUAUGAGCGGGCGUUUAAGCUGGGCGUGGCAGGAGUGAUGACAGAUUUCCCCUCCAAACUCGCCCACUUUCUACAAGAGCACCCGCAGUAUGCAGCCCACUGGCGGGGUACAGAUUCAAGCACAGUAGAAGAGGCUCAGUGUCUCAACUCUGCUGUCAACCAUUGAAGACUGCUGGCCGUUAGUUGUGAUAGUGAUUUAUUUAUAAUAUAAUUGUCAAUCCAAUUGCAUUUGCAAAUAUGGUGUUGUUUUGAGUUUCAAUAGAUUAUAUUUCUCACAGAUGUUGAUAUUCAUUAUUAAGCCUUUCUUAAAAUUGGUUAGUUUGCUGUGGCCCAACCCAGACCUUUUCCAAUGGGUGAUCAUUUAAUGUUUAACAAUAAAGAAAAGAGAAAACAUGAAAUGAAAAACUGCCAUUCUUAAGGUCAAGAAUCUUUAGUCUGAACGUUGGUAGGUCAGCUGGGUCAAUGCAAACAAAGUGUUUACAAGGAUAGCCUAUUGUUGCUUUUUUACAUUUUUGUUCUUUGAUUCAAAAUUAUGUGAUAUUAUUAUUUUUGAUCUUAAAAUAUCAUUUUUAUUACAGCACAUUAUUUUACAAAAUUUUCUCACGAAAUUUGUGAUGUGUUCAUAUUUAUGAUGUAUGUGAUUGUUACUACUUUGUCUACAAACAUGUGUCACACGCCUGGACAUUCAUUACUCACAAUUUAAAUCAAAUAAAAAAAUAACUUUGCAUCUGUUUGUAAUUAAAGUGCUUUUCAAGUAAACCAUACUCUUUUCCAUUGCUUUCAUAUCUACUUGUUUAAAGAUUAUAUGGUAGUAGUCUUGAGGAGUUUUUAUCAGUUUUGAUAAACAGUUCAAUGAAUUACUUAUUGAAUGACUGCAAAUAUGAUAUUCUGUUUAUAUUAUUAAAACAUAUUUGAUUUAAAAUGUUUCUAUAUCCAUUUAUAUGUUAUUGUAUACGUCCAGCUAUGCCAUAUCAGUUUCUUUUUGGUAAUCAUUGAUAAAUGCAAGGACCAACUGUCUCAUGCGAGUGAUAAGAUGUGUCUUGUUGGUGAGUGACUAAUUACUAGUCAUUUAUUCGUUUGUGAUUAAGGAGGUUGGUGUCCAAUAAUAAGGUCAUUCUGUAAGUUCAAAAAUAUAAAGAGGAAAAAACAAAUCCAGAAUCUAUUUAACGGACACAUCCAUGUCAAAUACAUCUUACAAUAUUGACAAUAUUUUUUGGCCACCAUCUGAGCAAUUAUUUUACAAUUGUUUUGAUUCACUUGUACUGCAACAACCGUUCUAUAGUUAGAUGGACGUUUUUUAAAUGUGCUUAUGGUUAUUUUGCUUAUAAAAGAAUUCAACAGUUUAUAGUAUUCCAGAUUUAGUUUCCUUAGAUUUAUAAAUUUUGUGUAAAAAAUGGGGUAGGAACCCAUACAUAGAUAUAAAAAAUGUAUUAACUAUAACAACAGAUAAAGAGGUGGUUACCCAAAUGAAAUGUGCUUCUUCAAAGAAUAAACAUAACCCUGAGUGUUUAUAGUAUUUACAGGAUUAUAGUGGUACUUUGCUUUGCUUUUUACAAAGAACCUUACAUAGUUUGUUUUAUAUUGUUAUUUUUUUUUUUUUUAAAAGGUUCAGUUUUUGUCAUGGUGUCAUAAUCAGCGUCACUGUGCAAUAACUUUAAUCUUGAUCACAUUUCUGAAACAGUUAAAAAAUCAUCAUUGAAACUUUAAUAGUCAAUAUGUUGCCAUUGACAUAUGACACAUGUGCAGCAAUGCCCACAGUUGCCAUUGACAUCUGACACAUGUGCAGCAAUGCCCGCAGUUGCCAUUGACAUAUGACACAUGUGCAGCAACGCCCACAGUUGCCAAUGACAUAUGACACAUGUGCAGCAACGCCCACAGUUGCCAUUGACAUAUGACACAUGUGCAGCAAUUCCCACAGUUGCCAUUGACAUAUGACACAUGUGCAGCAAUUCCCACAGUUGCCAUUGACAUAUGACACAUGUGCAGCAAUUCCCACAGUUGCCAUUGACAUAUGACACAUGUGCAGCCCAUUGACAUAUGACACAUGUGCAGCAAUUCCCACAGUUGCCAUUGACAUAUGACACAUGUGCAGCAAUGCCCACAGUUGCCAUUGACAUACAUGACACAUGUGCAGUAAUGCCCGCAGCUCUGGCUGGAGUAAUUGUUGUGUAUUGCCUCCCUUAUUACUGACAAAAAAUAACUAGACAAGUGUUGGUGUUCACUCAGCAGUACUAAGGAUGUAAUUUGUAUGCAUGAAAAAUAUUUAUUCAUUAUGAUAUUAGAGUGUGAUAGAUUAUCGUUUUAGCUUUUUUCCAAAAACUUCUUAUACAUUCUUGUUGUCAUAAAUGUUGUUUAUUUGUAUUUCAACUUGUUGUUGACAACUAAUGAAUUGAAACAUUGUUCAUUUCUACUUUUUAGUUAAUAUUAUUAAAAAGAAAAACAGGA
Molecule: messenger RNA, 3456 nt
Organism: Mya arenaria
Lineage: Eukaryota; Metazoa; Mollusca; Bivalvia; Myida; Myidae
Product: lysophospholipase D GDPD1-like
Exons: 10
Coding region: 143-1177 (344 amino acids)
Biological process (GO): glycerophospholipid catabolic process
Cellular component (GO): endoplasmic reticulum membrane
Molecular function (GO): phosphatidylcholine lysophospholipase A1 activity; phosphoric diester hydrolase activity
Source: RefSeq, a predicted model, not a curated record